AUGGCAAAGUCUAAGCUUACAAUCAUCUCAAUUGCUGUUUUGAGGAUACUAACUCUCUUGACGUGCAAAGCUGCCAUUGUACUUACAAUAUUAGCCAACAACUUCACACUUCAAGAUGGCCAGCAAAUUAAUUUCUCUAACAUCAGGGGCUACUGGUAUGUCUUAGCAGCCGCUGGAGUUGGGGUUCUCUAUUCAAUGUAUCAGCUGCCUUUUGCACUGUAUCAUGCUGUUAAAGGGAAGAGGUUGAUCAAGGGCCAGCUUCUGCCAAUCCUUGAUUUUUACGGAGAUAAGGUGAUAGCGUUUAUAUUGGCAAGUGGAGUUGGCGUAGGAUUUGGCGUCAGUAUUGAACUCAAAAAUUUAACAGACGAAUCAAUCGAAAAUUCAGCAGACGAAUCAAUAGACAGAAAAUUAGCAAUUGAACUAUUUAAAGAAUUUAGGGACAACAUGGACAAGUUUUAUAACGGGGGAAUUAUUGCCAGUGGCAUCCUUCUAGCUGGUUUUACUACCAUGGCUAUACUCACUAUUCUUAGUUCUGCCAAGCGCACAGGAAGAAGCUUUUAG
Lycium ferocissimum is the source of this 561-nucleotide messenger RNA. Its product is annotated as CASP-like protein 4D1. The record is from RefSeq and is a predicted model, not a curated record. The transcript has 3 exons. Bases 1 to 561 code for a protein of 186 amino acids. Lineage: Eukaryota; Viridiplantae; Streptophyta; Magnoliopsida; Solanales; Solanaceae.